AUGAAAGAUCCCAAAGGACCGCCCAUAUAUCAGCACGACGUAACUGUUUGUCGUCCUAACGACGUGGUGUUGGAACGGGGUGGAUUCAGCAAUAAGCAUCCCGGGAACAAAACACUCCGCAGAAUUGUUCAACGUUGCAAGAAGUGGUACAAAUUUCUAGAAGAGACCGAAAGACUUUUUGUUGUUGAGCAUCUGAUGACAUGGUGUAACUUCACGCACCGAACAUUCGUGGUGCGAUUAAGAGCUGGCACAGCUUGGAAGGAAGCAUCUAGAGAGGCUGCCCGUGAGAGCCUGCUGCAUAUGCUGCGUGAGAACAACACCAAGGCGAAGGGGAUCAGGUCGAAGGGGGCCAAGAAGUCCCCAUCUGAAUUGGAAGGAUUAGUCUGCGAUGCCAUAAAGGAUGCUACCGCUUCCGACAAUCAAGAAACGCCUACCAAGAGUGCCGGAACAGUCGCGUCAUUGCUAAAUUUACCAAAAUCGCCAACUAUCCAGGCUGCAACUGCGGCAUCUCACCCUGCACCCGUGGUUGUCAGUCCAACUUCCGACGAGAGCCAGGAUGGUCUCGAUAAAUAUAUCUUUUCCGAGAACGACCUUUUCCCCGUCCCCAGACGAGUUGGAGACCCAUUUUAUUCCAACAGCUGUGAGACCGAUGAACACGGCGCACCACCACCGUUUGGAAUGACUUGCACAAACACUGUCGGAAUCUGA
Messenger RNA from Cylindrotheca closterium, 708 nucleotides. NCBI's taxonomy places the organism in Eukaryota, Bacillariophyta, Bacillariophyceae, Bacillariales, Bacillariaceae. The record is from the annotation of a GenBank genome assembly.